AUGUCUGGGGCGAUAGGAAAAAUCAGAGCACACUUGCCGCUCAUCAACGAGUUGUACAGCCUCAGUGCUUUCUAUUGUAUGACCGUUAACGAUAUCUAUUCCCACGAGAAAGAAAAAAGUGAUGGAACAAGAGUUACCAACACAGUCAGAAUAAUGGCCGAAAGUAAAGAAGUUUCUGGAGAGUCCCAGGCUGCUCUAAAAGCUGUCCAAAUACUCAAUUCAAUAGCUAAAGUUAUGUACCAGAAGAUCGAGAAGGCCAAAGAGGAAAACCCAGAUAACGCAGAAUUGUGCACACUGUUGGACAACAUUGGCAUGGCGACAGCAGGUUGGUAUUUCUUUCACCACUACUCUCCUCGUUACUACGACACACAGUGGCGCCUCACUUUAGUUGGAGUCGAACAAGAGGAGUUGGAAGAAUGGAGAAGAUGCACAGAUGAGGAACCACUGGAUGAAGUGAAGCAUUUCUUGCAACGCUCCAGCCCAAAAGCGAAUGAAAUCAGCGAUUAUGUUAUAAGUGGUGUUAUUAAUAUUCAUGCAAAUCUGUUGCCAGCAUGA
Messenger RNA from Paramuricea clavata, 555 nucleotides. The record is from the annotation of a GenBank genome assembly. Lineage: Eukaryota; Metazoa; Cnidaria; Anthozoa; Malacalcyonacea; Plexauridae.